UGUAAGAGUUCCAACUGAAUCAGGUUUUGGAUCUCGUUACUCUGAAACUCGGACCACCAGUUCACAAGAACUAGUCAUGGUUCUUUCCUUUUCUUCUACUUAAGCUUGGGGCAGCGCCUGAGACCUGAGGAGCGAGGGCGCCGCCACGCCGCGAUGGAGCAACCCAACUCCUCUCCCUCCUCCGUCCGCGUCCUCGUACGUCCUCCCGCCGCCUCCACGCCCGCUGCUUCUGCUGCUACCUCCAACCCCCCGAUCCCGCCUCCCCAAAAUCCAUCCUCCUCCUCCUCCGUCACCGCUUCGGCCGCUGCCGCUGCUUCUCCUCUUGACGGUGUCGUGGUUGUGGGCUUCCUCGGCAGCAGGGCCGCCACUGACGUCUCCCAUUUUAUCAACCGGCUCCUCGACGCCAACGUUUUCGGCUCUGGUGGCCUCGAUAAGGAUCUUUUUCCCUCCCCCUCUGAUGGGGUCGGCCAAGAAGAGGAGUGGUUCCAGCGACGAAGGAUCAGCUACUACCACGAUGCGGAGAAAGGGAUGGUCUUUCUGCAGUUCUCAUCGUCCUUGUCGCCGCUGUCGUUGCUGGCCUCGUCUCAAACAGAUGGCAGAGGAGAUGGUUCCGCAUCGGUCUUGGAGCUAUCCGACGCCGAGGAUCUCCGUGGGAUGCUCUUCAUGUUCUCUGUUUGCCAUGUGAUUAUAUUUAUUCACGAGGGUCUGCGGCUUGAUACCCCAAUUUUAAAAAAAUUCCGGAUGCUACAAGCUGCAAAGCAUGCUCUGGCACCAUUUCUGAGGUCCCAAAUUGCUCCAACAUUAACAAAAUCACCUUCCUCUGUUUCACUCUCAAUGGCUCAGAGAGCCUCUUCUGCCUCUCCACCAGGCCGACGUGGCGGGACCUCGAACCGACAUGGCUCGGCAAUUUCUUUAAUGUCAGGUACAGGCUCUCAUCCGCUACUGCUGCCAGGGCAUUGUACUCCUGUCAUUCUCUUUGUUUUCAGUGAUGACAUGUUGGAUGGACCAAAUCCGGCAAGCAAUGUAGAGGACUCUGCUGAUGCCUCAUCACUAAAUCAGCCGCCCAGUAUGGGUGGAUUGCCAAGGCCAAGCUUGAACUUGAAAGGUACUGGUUCUGUAGUCAUGCUAGCACGUCCUGCAAGUAAAAUUGAAGGCAGUUACAGGAAGAAACUGCAAUCGUCUUUGGAGGCGCAGGUCCGUUUUUUGAUCAAGAAAUGCCGCAUGCUGGUUGGUACAGAAUCUGGUCAUCUUGGUUCAAGAGGGGUUGGUCAUGUGAGCUCCUUUCCCCUGUUUUCUCUUGAUGCAUCAAGGGUUGUUGCAUUGCUGGACAGGUCUGAGAACCAGAGAGGUGAAUCCUUGGAUUUUAUUACAGGUCUUUUGGAGGAGGCUCUUAAUUCAAAAACUGUCCUGGAUAUGUUUUCACUCGAAAACCAUUGCCAGCCUUUGAAUAAUGAGGACAUUCAGUUGAUAAAGGAUUUUAUAUUCAGGCAAUCUGAUACUCUAAGAGGAAGAGGAGGCCUGCCAAGUAAUGCUAACACUGGUGCGGCUGCUGGUGUUGGGAUGGUAGCUGCAGCAGCUGCUGCUGCAGCAGCAUCAGCUGCAGCAGGAAAGCCGGUUCGUGUCCCUGAACUCCCAAGUUUAGAAAACUGGCUGUCUUUGAGUAAUGUGAUUCUUGAUUCCUUGCUGUCUGCAAAAGAUGGCUCUAUGAAUGAAAUUGGAAACAUGAAAAAAAUACCUCGUCAAAGAAGUGCAAAUGAGAUACGAGAUGAGCAGAUUUCUGCACCCGGAACCAAUCCUAUUGAAGCUGCAAUUUCUUGUUUGGAAAGUAGUAAAGGCCUUAACAUGAAGUUUUCUAUAUCUUGGUGUCAAAGAGCUCUUCCAGCUGCUAAGGAGGUUUACCUGAAAGAGUUGCCUGCAUGUUACCCGACUACUUUGCACAAGACACAAUUGGAGAGAGCUUUGCAAGCAUUUCACUCGAUGGUUAAGGGACCAGCCGUCCAAUUAUUUUCAAAGAAGCUGGAAGAUCAAUGCACAUCAAUAUGGGAAUCAGGAAGGCAACUAUGUGAUGCUGUCAGCCUGACAGGAAAGCCAUGCAUGCAUCAGAGACAUGAUGAUAAGAAGCAACACUCCAGUGGAUAUGUUUUUCUCCAUGCCUGCGCUUGUGGUCGCUCAAGGCGCCUUCGAGAUGAUCCUUUUGACUUUGACAGUGCUAAUAUCACAUUCAAUUGUUUUGCAAAUUGUGAGAAUCUCCUUCCUACUCUCGUACUUCCAAGAGGAGGUAAUGCAGGAUUUCUUCCUCCGAGUUCAUGGCGUUUGAUGCGUCUUGGAGGUGCAAGAUAUUAUAAACCAUCAAAAGGCUUGCUUCAAACUGGAUUCUGCUUGACUGAAAAAUAUUUAUUUAAAUGGACAAUUUCACUGGAGAGAGAGAAGGAGACAAGCAGCUUUCCUGUUGGUGUUACUGGCAGAAGUUCUGUAGUAAGCACAACUCCUGAUCUCAAGCAUGUUUCCAUUGUGGAUGAAGAAGUGAAGAAAUCUGGUGCUGCUGAGUUUCCUAGAGAAGUUAAGCAUGGAGGAUCAGAAAACCAGAAAAAGCACUUAGAGAUGCUCCAUUCUGAUGACUCAAGUAUCAGCUUUGGCAAAGGGCUUCCAUCUUUUAAUAUGAAGAAGCCUUUUUCUGAGGUUGUCGCAGGCACCAUUGCCACAGAUUCAACAUUUCCUAGUCUUCAGCAGAGUAAGCAACCAAAAACUAAUGCAGAAAAAAGUAUGAGACUAGUGACUUCAGCUGAUAAAACUGAUGAUCAAAUCCAUGAAGCUGAUAGUCGUCAAGGACCUCAAAGAGGUGACCAUAUUUCUGUUCAGGAAAGCACACACAGACAGGGGCCUAACCUUCAGAAUGCUAGCAACCCCUUUUUACAGAUAGGAAGUAAUAUAGUGCCGGUAAACUUAGGCGGUGAAAAAAUUAAAUCAAAUAAUUCUUUGAAGCAGGUAAUUGUAUAUGUUGGGUUCGAGCACGAGUGCUCCUAUGGACACCGCUUCUUAUUGUCUCCAGAGCAUCUGAAGGAGCUUGACCCUGCCUAUUCACUUCCUGAUAAAUUGCAUUUGUCUACCGAUGAUUCUGAUGGGAAUUUAGAAAAUAAGAACAGUGUGCAUGAUAAAAUUCUUCAGAAGUCAUCUGGAACAAUGUCUGCUGCUGUGAAUAAUAGGAAAAAAAGUAAUAGGUCCACAGAACUAGUGGUUAGAUAUAGUCAACAAAUUGAUAGAUUCAUGCUUUCCUCCAGAUCAGACUUGGAAAAGUUGCCAUCUGUGCAUGGGCUUUCGAUGUAUUCUGACUCUAUGGGAAAACUUGAAGGGAAUCCUCCACAUCUUAGACUGGAUGAUGGUGGAACUGCAUUCACUUUGUUAAACAGGAAAUUGCCUAUAUAUAUGAAUUGUCCUCACUGCAAGAACUCUACAAGACAGGACCACCAGAAGAUCAAAUUUGCAAGUACUGUAUCACAGCUGCAACGGAUUUUUCUGGUGACUCCCCCUUUUCCUACUGUUUUAGCAACACACCCAGUAAUACAAUUUGAGUAUUGAGAUGCAAGCUGCUUCUUCAUAGAAGACCAGAUGAAUUUCUGCUUCUUCAUUAGGUUGUUGCCUUCUAAGACAUUCUUUUUAGUAAAAUAUCUACAUAGGUCAAACUCCAAGUUCUUAACUGCUGUACAAUUGAAAUUUAUUAUCUGGUAUCUUUAUAUAUUGAGGUCUGCUGUUUCAAUUGGACAGACAGUUAUGAUGUACACGUUUGUAAACAAGGUAUAUUGGUGCCUCCUUUUAAGUUUUAUUUAUAUUUUUGUGCUAAGAAGGUUUGGUGCACAUGAAUGUACUUUUAGGACUCUUGCCUGCCUCAGUCUAUUUCUGAUCGCGAACAGCAAUUACGGUUCACUCUUGGUUGUCGAGUUAUCCUACCACCUGAGAGCUUUCUUACAUUAAGACUCCCGUUUGUUUAUGGUGUUCAAAUGGAUGAUGGAAAUCUAUGCCCACUUAACCACCUUGAGCAUCAACCAGAGCUCACAGCAUGGCUUGUUGAAGGCACAGCUUUGCAGGUUGUCUCAAUGGAACACGAAUAUGAUAAGGAAAUUCCCAUGAAGUAAGAACUUAAGGGAAUAAAUUUCAACAUCUUUUAAUUUGUAAAGCAGAGUGGAGGCUGCAAGUAUGCCUGAGAACAUUAUAACAUCUUUAGUGAUUUGUGAAUACGAGGCUGUGGAGUCUUGAUUGAGCGUAUUCCAUUCUGCAGUGGACAAAAGGUAGAUUGAGGCUUCUCCAUGUCACAAGAAGCAUGUUUUGCAUGUGAUGAGGCGUGCCCUACUGGUAUCAGUUGAAGAUUUCAAUAUUAUCACUAUCUACAGACAAGUGGUUCAAGGAAACCAAGGCAAGGACCACUUACAAGUUCUAUUGGAAUAAUUAAAAUAUUUUGCUAUUUAGACUGCAAGAAUACUUUAGGCACAUCUCUGUGUGGUAGCUGGCCGUGGUUGGCUUUUGGCAUCGAUUUGCCAUGGAAGGGCAAACAAUUGAUACGGCAUCUCCCUAUGUCAGAUAACUCUAGCAGCUGCUCAAAAACUACAGAAGCCAGAGGUUUCAGACUUGCUUAUGUCAUCUGGUUGAUGAGUAUAAACAUCUUUUUUCUCCAAACUUAUAAUUGUGUAAUAUUUACUGGUACUUUUUUGUCAACAGAUGUGAUUAGAGAUCUAAAAAGGACCAUGUUUCUUACCAGUUCAAUUUCUUCAGUUCUAAAGCCUGUGUAUCAGUUGAGUGAAUUCACUGAUGUGUCCAUUCAGAAUAAUAUAACCGCACCACAGGAUUUGGGUUAUUAAACACUGAUUGCAACCUUUCUGGUGCUCAGUUGCUAGGCUAAGAUUGGGUAGUCACCACCAGAGACUACAACUGUUUGAGAAUCUCAACAUGUUAAAGACAUGUCAACAUGUAACUGUUUUAUUAACUAUUUUUUUCGAAAUAUUCUGGUACAUUCAGUUGAAUCAUGGAUGCUGUUAGGUCCUUAUUUAACUCAUAGAAAAGCAAGAAAAGCAUCCUCCAACGUU
This is a messenger RNA of Elaeis guineensis (African oil palm), 5075 nucleotides long. NCBI's taxonomy places the organism in Eukaryota, Viridiplantae, Streptophyta, Magnoliopsida, Arecales, Arecaceae. The record is from RefSeq and is a predicted model, not a curated record.